AUGGCACUUUCGGCUGCAGAUAUUGUCUUCUUGCUGGAUGGAUCCGGAAGUGUGGCGGCACACCAGUUCUUGGUCAUGAAAACAUUUGUGAAAAAUGUGACCAGGAGUCUCCUGGAAUUUAACACCUCAUUUGCCUUUGCACAGUACUCCAGUGGAACCACCAUCCACGUGAACUUUCAUCAGUUCCAGAGAACAGGAUGGGAAAACCAGGUGGACAGUAUCAGCCAAAGAGGAGGAGGCACAAGUACUGCUGGUGCUAUCCAGACAGUUGUGGACGCCCUGUUUGAUUCUUCUGCUGGAGCGAGACCUGAUGCCGUUAGAAUCCUCAUUGUCCUCACAGAUGGGCAGUCUGGGGAUGCUUCAAGCUAUCCCAGUGUCACGGCACAGGCUGAUAGCAAGAACAUUACUAGAUAUGCUAUUGGGAUUGGAAGUGCCUUUAGCAGUCAGUCAGCCCAAGAUGAGCUCAGGAGUAUCGCAUCUUCACCAGAAUCAGACUUUGUGUUUAGAGUGGACAACUUUGAGGCACUGGACAACAUCAGCAGCAGACUGGAGAAGAGCAUCAUGGUCAUAGAAGGUGUGGUCCCUACAACUUGUUCACCCCCUACACCUGAGCCACCAAUCCCUACAACCCAAGGGGGAACCUCUGCGCCAUGUGUGCCUGUGUCCACAUCUGAACACACAUACCAUGCAAGCCAAGCGGCUGCAGAUAUUGUCUUCCUGCUGGAUGGAUCUGGGAGUGUGGCGGCAGCAGACUUCAUUAUCACAAAAACGUUUGUAAAAAAUGUGACCACAAGUCUCCUGCAGUUUAACACCUCGUUUGCCUUUGCACAGUACUCCAGUGGAACCACCAUCCAUGUGAACUUUCAUCAGUUCCAGAGAACAGGAUGGGAAAACCAGGUGGACACUAUCAGCCAGAUACGAGGAGGCACAAAUACUGCUAGUGCUAUCCAGACAGUUGUGACCACCUUGUUUGAUUCUUCUGCUGGAGCGAGACCUGGUGCCCAUAGAAUCCUCAUUGUCCUCACAGAUGGGAGAUCUUCAGAUGCUUCAAGCUAUCCUAGUGUCACGGCACAGGCUGAUAGCAAGAACAUUACUAGAUAUGCUAUUGGGAUUGGAAGUGCCUUUAGCAGUCAGUCAGCCCAAGAUGAGCUCAGGAGUAUCGCAUCUUCACCAGAAUCAGACUUUGUGUUUAGAGUGGACAACUUUGAGGCACUGGACAACAUCAGCAGCAGACUGGAGAAGAGCAUCUUGGCCAUAGAAGGGAUCACUAGAGUUUGUUUACCCACAAACACCAGCCAAGUGCCUGCUUCACAUGUCAUCUGUACGGAGAAGUUCAUGACCUUUGAGCUGGAGAGAACAGCUGCCAUUGGGCCCUUUGCAGACCGCCUGCGGCUCAACGACCCCAACUGCACCCUCUACUCCAACGGCACUCACAUGCUGGCCAACAUGUCGCUCUCCGCCUGUGGGACCGAAAUGGAGGACGAUGGAGAAUAUCUCAUUUUUAAGAAUGAGGUGAUGUCUUUUGAUGACCCCAAUGCCAUCAUCACCAGGAGACACGAAGUGGAGAUUGAGUUCAGCUGCAAGUAUCCCAAGAAAAGUGGAGUGACCAUUCAGUUUGAAGUCCACAGACCUGCCCACUCCUUCAAACAGAAAGGCUUUGGUUCGUUCACCUACCAGUUUGAGUUUUUCCAGUCAGCUCAGUUUGUGCAGAUGAUGGACCCAAAGACCUACCCACUGGACUUCAGCCUGGGAGACAUGAUGUACUGGCAGAUUGAAGCCAUCUGCUCUGUCCCAAACACGGAGCUCUUUGUUGAGUCCUGCAUUGCUGCACCUAGUGACAACCCGAGUGAACCUCUCUCCUACCCCAUCAUUGAGAAUGGAUGUAAGGUGGAUGCGACUGUGCAGACAUACUCCAGCCACAAGUCUAAAAUCCAGCUGGGGAUGAAGGCCUUCAAGUUCCUUGGAGUGCACAACCAGGUGUUCAUCACCUGCUCAGUCGUCCUGUGUAAGGUGGGCGUACCUGGCAGCAGGUGUUCUCAGGGCUGCACCAACAGCUCCGUGUCAGGGCACCGGAUCAGCAAGAGGGAGACGCCCGUCCAGACCGCCAAGCACUACAUCUCCCAGGGUCCCCUGCGCCUCCGACGAGACCUGGCCAGCUCAGUUUUUUUGCAGGCCCAGCCCACUGUAAACCUGAACCUUGUUGUUGUCGUUGGGGGGCUCCUGGCAGCCGUUGCUAUGGUGUGUGGAGUACUGAUCUACAAGACUGGAGGUUCAAAGGUCAAAUAUCAGAGAGUGCCCUCCCUGGACAUUUGAAAUGACAUCUUUCAUUAAUCACAGAGUGGAUUGCUCCUGUUAUUGCUGCCUAUGCUCCUUCACACAUACAAUAAAUGUCAGACACAGGGGUUUGCUCUUCAUAUAGCAGCAAUGUAUUGAUAACUGCUUGAUUUUGAGAUUCAUAAGGGAUAUGAUCAACUGAUCUCACUCAAAAGGGGAGAAUUAGUAAAGCGCUAGAGAUGGUUUAUCUCAAUGAUCUGGGGAUGUUAUGGCAAUAGCUUCAGUUUUUUAAAAGCGAGAUGCAUUUAGAUACACUUUAGAUUGAGAAGCUGGUUUUAUUUAGAGAUAUAGGUAUACCGUCAUUCACUUCAUUGCAUUAUUACAUAAACAAUAUUCUCAGUAGGGAUGUAACGAUACACUCAACUCACGACUCGAUAUGGAUCACGAUUUUUUGUACACGAUACGAUUUUAUCACAAUUUUUUUUUAUAUAUUGAUGCUGUUUGAAGAGGUUGCUCCAAAGAAAAUCAAAUUGCACCACUCCCUCUCCUUCCAAAGUAUUACGUCCUAUAGCCUACCUCUCCUCUUAAAAUAAAUGGCAGGCCCUACUGUUAUAUGCUACAUCAUUAUAGUUGUUCAAGUGCACACACUAAAUGGAGAGCUAGGAUUAAAAUUCAGACUGUGCCUUUAAAUAGGUGACUUUUUCCAUCUAUCAGCACAAUGCUACAGUAAGCCAUUUCCACUAAAGAAAAUCAGCUCAAUAUUAUGUGCCAGACUGAUGUUUACCAAGCAUGCCAACAUGUUAAUCUCUUAGCACUAUCGUCAUACGUUUUCUCAUAGUGAGAUGGCUAUCCCGAAAUAUGUUCUGAAUGGCAUGGGGCGCACGGAGGUGAACGGCGGGACAAACGCGAAAUGACAAGGUGUUAACUAAACAAUUGAGUAGACCUAAGGUCGACAGGCUUUGUGGUUAAAACGAUGAAAACCAGUAGGUUAGUCUGUCACAGCUAACUUCGUUCAAGCACAGUAGCUUAGACUAGGUUACACACGCAGAAAUUAAAAGUCAAUAUCAGCAUCACAAGAUUGCUGUCAUUAUCGGAAAAUCCAGACACGUCAAACUGGACGCGAACGCGUGGCAAAAACAAAACAACUUCAUAAAUGAUGUCUCUUUCAAACCUUGAAAACACCACAUUAAAAUCCAAGCAUUUUCAAGGAUUUCAAGCACCCAUACGAACCCUGACACACACACACUCUAGUUCAAAGUUGUUGCCUGCCGUCGUCUUCCCUCGUUCUGUGCCCCGUACCUAGUGACAUAAGUCACGUGACUCAUCGCGAUUCAUUUUUUCUAUCAACCGGUGCGAAUCGUCACGCAUUUGUAUCGAUUUUUAUUCGUGUCACGAUGCAUCGUUACAUCCCUAAUUCUCAGGGAUAAUAUACUUACAGUAUAUUAUACUUAUACUAUAUACUACCUUAUUAUAGUGUAUAUAAUAAGUAUAUAUAACAGGGGUCGGCAACCUUUGAGACCUCCAGUGCCAACUUCAAAAUUUCUAGUCAAUGAGUGUGCCACUAUCAACAAUAAUGGUUAAAAAACACACAAACAACGGGAAUAUACUUCUACAAAUUUUGAAUUUUAUUUUACAUGGAAAAUGUGCUAAUAAAAUAAAAUGUUAAUUAUUAUUAUUAUUAUUGCCAUGCAUAACAAACGAACCACAACAUUUUAUAGGCAACAGCAGGCCUAUUUUACUGAACAGUGUGGGCUGAGGCUAAAAUGAAUCAUAAGCUAUAUGUCUCAAUUAAAAGGUAUAUCUUGCCUACCAGUCAGUGUGAUCCCCUCCCUUGCUUUUCUUGGCUGAGCUUUUUUAUCUGGGGUUCGUAGUUUGUCACUUUGUCACUCUGAGAUUUUUUUUUUUUUUUGCUGAUGCUGGUGGUGCGUGCCAGUGAUUAUGCCUUGGCGUGCCAGCAGUGGCACCCGUGCCAUAGGUUGCCUACCCCUGAUAUAUAAGUAUAAGUAUAUAGUACAUAGUAUAUAGUAUAAGGUAGUAUAAGGACUGUUUCCUGCAAUUAUUAGGGGUUCUGAUGUUCUGAUAAUAGCUUCUGUUUCUAUGGUGAGAUGAACUAUUCUGAUUGUAUUUAGAUUAAUGGGUAUACUGUCCCUUACUUCACUGUGUAAUGA
Sardina pilchardus (European sardine) is the source of this 4442-nucleotide messenger RNA. RefSeq names its product cartilage matrix protein-like. Bases 1 to 2313 code for a protein of 770 amino acids. Lineage: Eukaryota; Metazoa; Chordata; Actinopteri; Clupeiformes; Clupeidae. The transcript has 17 exons. The record is from RefSeq and is a predicted model, not a curated record.